AGUCUGUGUGAAGAUGUUUGGCGAGUUGUGCCGACUUUGCGAGCGUCCGGCGGCCGACGGCGGCCACCGAGCGGCCGAAUUGGACAAGCACAAGUUUCAAGAGUGGUGUUUGAAUUUCUUGGGCACGACUUUGGCCGAAGAAAUCGACGACCAGGACCUCUUCUGCUACUUCUGUGUCUGGGACGCUAGGUAUAACAAUACCUAUAAAGGUAAAGUUGAUCCUGAUUUGUACUGGUGGCCAGAAAAAGACGCUGACGCAAAUGCUCAGGAGCUGUAUAAAAACUACACAGCUGGAAAAGUGCAGCAGUGUUGGGUUUCUCUGGAAAAAUUGCCUGGUGAGGAAAAAGAGGGUGCCGAUGCUUGUGGAAAGGAUGAAUCAAGGUUAAAAAAGAAUUGCUGCUACUGUGGAAAAAAAGUUGUUGAAUUGACUCGGCAUAUGAAAUAUAAUCAUGCAGAUGAUGCAAUUAGAUGCAAUUAUCACUCACAGUGCAGCAAAUACUUUAAAACUGAAGAUGAGAGAGACGCUCAUGUCAAUGAAUUUCAUUUGAAGCCAAGAGAAGAAAUUCGUUCAGACUGCAUUUAUUGUGCAAAAAAAGGUAUUAAAGUGGAGACUUUACACCAACAUGUUAAAUCAAAGCAUCGUGAUGUGGCAAUCAGGUGUAGUGUUCGGAGUUGUGCUUUGUAUUUUAAAACUCGGGCUGAGUUGGAUUUGCAUUUUGAGGCGAAACACAAAAGCGAAGAAGAAGAGAAAAAAAUUAAAUGCUCAAUUUGCGAAUAUAAAGCAAAAAGUAUGGAUGCCAUUGAAAAUCAUAAGGCAAAAUAUCAUGGAAUACAACAAAUAAUAAAAUGUCAGAACUGUCCCAAAAUUUUGGGAAGUAAAUUUGAUUUGCAAUAUCACUUAAAGCGCACUCACAACUUUAGAAAAUGUCCUGCUUGCAAUUUUAAAAUUCCAGUCUGCAGUUACUAUAAACAUUUUACAAAACGUUAUUGCAAGAAAUGCAAAGCCGAAUUUGAUUGUCUGGACCUGCAUGUAAAGCAUGAGACGAAUUGCAACUAUGAAUUUAAAUGUGAACUUAGUUUGAAAAGUUAAAGGAACAAAUGCCUUUUGAAAUACCACAUGAACUUGUAGCAUUUAGUGAAGAAUGUUAAUUCUUCAAAACGCAAUAAAAGUUUAAAUUUUUGCAAAUCGAAUAAAAUCGAAUCAAUCCCAAAUAAAAAAUGGAAGUGCAAUCACUGCAGCAAAGGAACUUGUAACAAAACAAAGUGCCGAGAGACACUUAGCUCAUGAUCACAAUCAGAUAGAGAAAAAACAUUGUUGCAAUCAAUGUUCGGUUAAAUUUUAUGCUGCCUCACAACUGAAAUACCACAUUCGCAACAUGCAGAAAGUAAAAUGUAAAAUUUGCAACAAAGAAAUGAGCUUUCGCUAUUUAAGGGUCGCAUGAUUACCAUUCACUGCGCUUUAUAGUGAGAAACCUUCAGGGUCAGACUGGGACUGCAAGAGUCACGUCCAGUGCGGAACAAAGUGGUAACAAAGUGAUUUACAUUGCAAUUGAAAUGUUCACAUUUGCCGCAGUAAAUUAAAUUAAAUGUAUCAAGUUAUUGAAAAUUAUAUUAUAUUUCUAGGUUUUGAAAAAUUCAUUUUACAUUAUUUUUUUUUUUUGCAUAAGGAAUUGCAUUUGAGAAAUAAAAUUUAUUGUUUAUAACUUUGUACUUAAUUCUAUUCUGCAAACACAUAAAGGAAAUUUUCAUUGAUAUAUGAUUUUAUGAUAUAUUAGGUUACAA
This is a messenger RNA of Neocloeon triangulifer, 1782 nucleotides long. RefSeq names its product zinc finger Y-chromosomal protein 2-like. Bases 14 to 1090 code for a protein of 358 amino acids. The record is from RefSeq and is a predicted model, not a curated record. The transcript is spliced from 3 exons. NCBI's taxonomy places the organism in Eukaryota, Metazoa, Arthropoda, Insecta, Ephemeroptera, Baetidae.